Messenger RNA from Sphaeramia orbicularis (orbiculate cardinalfish), 3772 nucleotides. RefSeq names its product semaphorin-3D. Gene Ontology annotation, molecular function: semaphorin receptor binding; chemorepellent activity. Lineage: Eukaryota; Metazoa; Chordata; Actinopteri; Kurtiformes; Apogonidae. The coding region runs from base 255 to 2717 and encodes 820 amino acids. The transcript has 18 exons. The record is from RefSeq and is a predicted model, not a curated record. Gene Ontology annotation, biological process: semaphorin-plexin signaling pathway; axon guidance; neural crest cell migration. Gene Ontology annotation, cellular component: plasma membrane.
CGGGGUGAAGGAGUGGCUCUGUCCUCGGCCCACAUGUGGUCACUUUGUUUAUAACGUGUGGAGGCUUCAGGUGACCUGGCACUGAACUGCAUCACGUCCCGGAUCCUGAGUGGGUUUGAGCCGAGGUGGAAUAAAUCACAGAGAAACAUCACGACACGAAGUUUGACUCGUUAAAUGCAGCCCAGACUGUGAUGUGACCAGCUGCACUGAUAUCUUCUCAUCCAUCUGUCCAGAUCAGUGAAGAUCACUCUGAGAUGACACUGAUUCGUGCUGCAGCGCUGCAGUCAGAAGGCAAACGGGGGCCCAGGGGGGUGGAAGGUCUUCAGAUGCUGAUGGUGUUUUUCCUCCCACUGCUGUGGCUGCAGGCUGCAGAUUCCACUGUCGCUGCAGAUGCCAAAGCCUGGAGCCAAACUGGGCCUCGGCUCCAGCUCUCCCACACCGACCUGAAGAACGGUUUGGCGGUUUUCUGGGAGGGCGGGGUCAGCGGUGGCUAUCAGGCGCUGCUGCUAGAUGAAGAUCAAGGCUGGUUAUUGGUGGGAGGAAAAGACCACAUCUACCUGCUAAAGCCUGACAGUUUGGACCUGCCCACUCGUAUGAUCUACUGGCCUGCAGCUAAAGAACAUGUGGAGCACUGCAUGCUGGCAGGGAAAGGUCUGGAAACAGAAUGUGCCAACUUCGUGCGGCUUUUGCAGCCGUUCAACAAGACCCACAUUUAUGCCUGUGGAACCGGUGCUUUCCACCCACAGUGUAAUUACCUGCACUUGGGCCUGAACACAGAGGAGCCGUUGUUCAUGUUGUCUCACACACUGGAGUCUGGCAGAGGAAAAUGUCCCUUCAGCCCCAAAGAGCCUUUCACUGCAAGACUGACUGAUGGAGAUCUGUAUGCUGGCACCUCAGUAGAUUUCAUGGGAGCCAAUGCUGCAAUCUUCCGGACUUCACUUCAGGGCAGCAGUCAACAUUACAUCCGCACUGAAGCCUAUGAUCACAACUGGUUGAACGAACCGGAGUUUGUAGGCUCCUUCUCCAUCCCCGACACUCACAGUCCAGACGAUGACAAAGUCUACUUUUUCUUCAAGGAGAGAGCGGUGGAGGCUGGACAGUGGGACAAAAGGGUUUACAGCCGAGUGGCUCGAGUUUGCAAGAAUGACCUUGGAGGGAAGAGGAGUCUGAUCAACCGCUGGACCACCUUCCUUAAAGCCAGGCUGGUGUGCUCCGUCCCUGGCCCGUCUGGAGUCGACACACAGUUUGAUGAGCUCGAGGACAUAUUUGUUUUGGAGACUAAGGACCCCCAAAACCCCACCAUCUAUGGUGUCUUCAGUACAUCCAGUUCUAUAUUUCGUGGAUCGGCAGUAUGUGUGUUCUCCAUGGCGUCUAUCCGUGCUGCUUUUAACGGACCUUUUGCCCAUAAAGAAGGUCCUGACUAUCGCUGGGUGGAGUACAAAGGCCGUAUCCCUUAUCCAAGACCCGGCACAUGUCCGAGCGAGACGUAUGACGCUCUCCAUAAGUCCACCAAAGACUUCUCAGACGAGCUGGUGAGCUUCAUGCGGCAGCACCAGCUGAUGUGGGAGCCUGUCCUGCCUCUGGGCGGCCGACCCAUCUUAACCCGGGUCAACUCACCGUACAUGCUGACAAGGGUCGUAGUGGACAGAGUGGACGCCGAGGACGGACCUUAUGAUGUUUUACACCUGGGCACAGAUGAUGGGAAGGUGGUGAAGGCUGUAUCUGUGAUUAAAGACAACUGGGAAACAGAGGAGAUCAUUUUGGAGGAGCUGACUGUUUUCCAGAGUCCCACUCCCAUCCUGAACAUGGAGUUGUCCACCAAGAGACAACAGUUGUUCGUGUCCAGUGAGCUUGGUGUGGCCCAGCUGGGCCUGCAGAGGUGUGAGUUAUAUGGAGACGACUGCGCUGAGUGCUGCUUGGCCAGAGACCCCUACUGCUCCUGGGAUGGGCAGACCUGCUCCAGAUACUUCCCCACCAGCAAGAGGCGGGCUCGGAGACAGGAUGUAAAGUAUGGAGACCCCUGGAGUCAGUGUCCAAUCACAGAGGACGAUUCUGACUUAGUGGAGGUGAAGCUGGUGUACGGUGUGGAGGGGAAUUCAACCUUCCUGGAGUGUAUUCCUCGGUCCCCACUGGCUGAGCUCAAGUGGACGGUCCAGUUGUCAGAAAACCAGCAGCAAACCCUAAGUCAGAUUCGUGAAAUCAAAGAGAGUGAAGACAGCCACUCUCUCCACAUGAAGCGGGGUUUACUGCUUCAGCGUCUGGAUCUGUCUGACUCAGGACUCUACAUCUGCACCAGCCACGAACACUCAUACAAACAAGUCCUGGCUAAAUACCGUGUCCACAUCAUCCCAAACCACAACCUCCACCCAGCCCGCUACCAGCAGAAUCACAGCCCGAACCACCAAGGAUCUGCAGCCUUUGGGAGGAUCGCCCCUGCAGGAGUGGGCGUCCACGGUUUUCUCGGGCAGACGAGUCUCCCUCAUCCACCGCUGUCAGGACAUAGAAGCUCAUGGCUGCCUCACAAUGCUCAGCCUCCUCUGAGGAGCUUCAAUCACCUGAACAUGGUCGGGACCAACAGUCUGAGCGUGGACGACUACUGUGAGCAGCUGUGGUACCGAGAGAAACGCCGUCAGCAGAAGCUGCGCACUCUGAAGAUGAAGCAGGAGAGCAGGAAAGCUCGCGUAAGGAGGAACAACCCCCCUGAGGUUCCCCUCUAGUCACUGAGACAAGACAAAGACUGUCAAUGGACAACAGAUCCUGUACAUUCAGAGGGAAGGAAAUGUUGAACUCAAGAAACUUUGCUUUUUAAGCAAAUGUCAGCUUGUGAAGUGACACUGUACAUCUGUAUGGUCUUUAAAGACUGACUAUAAAUUCACAAAAUGUAGACACAUAGCCUCUGAAAGCAGUUUGGCUUUUAGACACUACAUAAAAACAAACAGUUAUGUAGUAAGUUAGUGUUUCCUCUGGUUUUAUUAUUAUUUUAUUAUUGCUCAGUAAACAGUUGGCAAAAGAUUUGCGUUGAAAUCGAAGGUGUUUUGUAAGUAAUGCAAAAGCAGCAUCAAGAGUCUGAAUGAGAAAUGAAUGACAAACGUGUCACAUACAUUUGACACAUGCGAGCAUUGUUGUUUCAGACACAUUUUAUAAUCUAACUGGUCAAGCAUAAACAAAUACACAUAGCAACAAGAGAGGAAAUUAUAGUGAUUACCUGCUUGUUAAAAAUAAUGGCUCUAGUUUUACUUAAAGAUAAACUUAACUUUAAACACAAAGAUUUUGCCAAUGCCAAAAAACUAACUUUAAACCUUGUACUUCCUAAAAACUAAUGGAAUGAAAUAGGAAAUGCAGUUAGACUUACCAGACUAGUUACUCUAACGUUAGUGUUAUAGAUAUCCACACAUCAGCAGUCAUUUUCUAGUUUGUCUGUUUAACUUCAAAAUAUGCAUUUAUAUCUUGCAUAACAAUUUUGCAGUCCAUCUGCCUAAAUACUUGCAGCUGACAUUUCAUUUGUAACCAAAGACUCUGACAUAUAGGUGAAAGUUGCAGGUAAAUAUGUGUAAGGAUUUCACAAAGAAAGCUAACAGAAGUAUCAAGAGAAUAAACAAAUAACAGAAGACUUAACAGAGAACAGUGUUUGCCCAGUUUAGUGCCACACAUUGAGCUAUGUUUAACAAAAACCUAAUCUGUUUUCUACAUAUAUUUAUGAUUGCUUUAAUAUGUAAUGUGUGGAUAAGAUAUAGACUCAUACCAUCUGAAUAAAGGCCCCAGUGGAAACGCA